Molecule: messenger RNA, 1055 nt
Organism: Drosophila melanogaster (fruit fly)
Lineage: Eukaryota; Metazoa; Arthropoda; Insecta; Diptera; Drosophilidae
Gene: PPYR1
Product: protein phosphatase Y regulator 1
Exons: 1
Coding region: 77-1006 (309 amino acids)
Molecular function (GO): RNA binding
Source: RefSeq, marked reviewed
CGAUUAUAUAAUAAAUUAUAUAUCUGAUUUUUACUUAAAUUCGAGCUUUAACAAUCGUUGCACCUUCGACGACAGUAUGAACGUACCACUCGUAGCCCUCACCAAGGAUCCCAAGAUGAAGAAGUCACAGAAGAAGUCAUCAAUGGUGGCCGUUCCCAAGAUGUCGCAGAAACCACAGAAGGCAGCACGUCUAUUUCAGCCAAAGGUGGAGAACAAGAUUACUUUGACCACUCCAUUGACUGCACCCAAAAAGGAACGGGUGAAGGACAUCAAGGUGGCAGAUCCUCUUGAGAAGGAAGUAGAGUCAGUAUUCGUUACAGUACCGAAAAACAAACUUUGCAAAACCAGACGCAAUCGUCCUGGUGACCGACUCUUUGAUCGCCGUUCCGGAUCGAAACGCACUGGCGUAAAGGCGGUGGAAAAACGCAAUGGAGCCGGGGCCCACAACUGGGGAUCCAUCCAGCAGGAGAUCGACUUGCGUCAGAGGACCAAUUUGCGCACCUUCGAAGGGAUGAAGUUACCAAAGGUAUCGAGUUUCGUCUACGAGUACGAUUCAUCGGAGGAGACCGAACAAUAUACACUCGACGAGUGGCGUGCCAUGCAGGCGCAGAAAAAGCAGGUUUUGAAUAAGUUUAUAAUGUCUGAUUUCGGUACAAAGAAAGAAGUAACAGGGGGUUCUGAAGAAACUGUACGAGCCGAGGGAUCAGGAGACACAGACGACACCAAAGGAUUGGACAAAACAGGAGGAACUGAACAAACAGGAAAUACUGAAACAGGGGAGAGGUCUGCUGGAUCUGGAGAAACAGAAACAGCCGCAGCAUCUGGAGUACCUGACGCAUCUGGAGGAUCUGGAGGAACUGAGGGAUCUGGAGGAUUAGGAGGAUCAGGAGAGCUGGAAGACGAUGGCGAAGAAUUAACCGCUGACCGCCCGUUGUACGUUGUUGAUAUUCUGUUAAAUUUCAACACUGAUCAAGGUGUUAUUCCUUAUCGCUUAAAAUUCAUUUAAUUUGCUUGCGUUUGCGUGUUACAUAGUAUUAAAUCGUUCAAAAUUAAAU